This is a messenger RNA of Lotus japonicus, 1889 nucleotides long. Its product is annotated as cytochrome P450 711A1-like. Gene Ontology annotation, molecular function: iron ion binding; oxidoreductase activity, acting on paired donors, with incorporation or reduction of molecular oxygen; heme binding. The record is from RefSeq and is a predicted model, not a curated record. The coding region runs from base 125 to 1741 and encodes 538 amino acids. Lineage: Eukaryota; Viridiplantae; Streptophyta; Magnoliopsida; Fabales; Fabaceae. The transcript is spliced from 5 exons.
UAUAAGCCUCGGUCCUUUAGGCACAUCAUAUGGAGACUAGAGUCCUCCAACCCAACUCUCUUCUUUACUUUUCUUCCCCUUGAUUUACACAUUCCAUAUUGUUUCAAUUACAAGGAAGCACAAAAUGGUGUUCAUGGAUUUUGAAUGGUUGUUCCAAAUUCCAAGUGUCCCUUGGUCUUCAGCAAUGUUUACCUUGCUGGCUACAAUAGGAGGAUUCUUAGUGUAUCUGUAUGGGCCCUACUGGGGUGUGAGGAAAGUUCCAGGUCCACCAUCUGUGCCUCUGAUAGGACACCUUCCCUUGCUGGCUAAGUAUGGCCCUGAUGUCUUUUCAGUCCUUGCCAAGCAAUAUGGCCCAAUCUACAGAUUUCAUAUGGGAAGACAACCUCUAAUAAUCAUAGCAGAUGCAGAGCUUUGCAAAGAGGCAGGCAUCAAAAAAUUUAAAGACAUUACAAACAGAAGCAUUCCCUCUCCCAUUUCUGCAUCCCCCCUUCACCAAAAGGGUCUCUUCUUCACCAAAGAUUCACAAUGGUCUACCAUGAGAAACACCAUAUUAUCACUCUACCAGCCAUCACACUUAUCCAGAUUAGUGCCAACAAUGCAGUCAUUUAUAGAAUCAGCAACUCAAAAUCUAGAUUCUCAAAAUGAAGACUUCAUCUUUUCUAAUCUUUCGCUCAGCUUGGCAACUGAUGUGAUUGGACAAGCAGCAUUUGGUGUUGAUUUUGGCCUCUCGAGGCCUCAAUCAGUGCGUGAUGAAAGUGGCAACAAGGAAGUAAGGGGUUCAGGUGCUGGUAAUGAAGUAUCAGAUUUCAUUAACCAACACAUUUACUCCACAACCCAACUCAAGAUGGACCUAUCUGGUUCCUUCUCCAUCAUACUGGGUUUACUUGUCCCAAUUCUCCAGGAGCCAUUUAGGCAGAUUCUGAAGAGAAUUCCAGGCACCAUGGACUGGAAAAUCGAGUGUACUAACCGAAAACUAAGUGGCCGUCUUGAUGAAAUUGUAGAGAAGAGAAUGAAGGAUAAGGUCAGAAGUUCCAAGGACUUCUUGUCACUCAUUCUAAAUGCAAGAGAAUCAAAAACUGUUUCAGAAAAUGUGUUCACACCUGACUAUAUCAGUGCUGUUACUUAUGAGCACCUGCUUGCAGGAUCAGCAACCACAUCCUUUACCUUGUCUUCCAUUGUCUAUUUGGUUGCUGGGCAUCCAGAAGUUGAGAAAAAGAUGCUUCAAGAGAUUGAUGGGUUUGGUCCAGUAGAUCAGACACCAACUUCUCAAGAUCUUCAAGAGAAGUUUCCUUACCUUGAUCAGGUGAUCAAAGAGGCCAUGAGAUAUUACACAGUCUCUCCAUUGGUUGCAAGAGAAACAUCAAAUGAAGUAGAGAUUGGAGGUUACCUUCUUCCAAAGGGGACUUGGGUCUGGUUAGCGCUUGGAGUUGUAGCAAAAGAUCCCAGAAACUUUCCGGAGCCAGAAAAGUUCAAACCGGAGAGGUUUGAUCCCAAAUGUGAAGAAAUGAAAAGAAGACAUCCUUAUGCUUUCAUACCAUUUGGAAUUGGUCCUCGGGCUUGCAUUGGUCAGAAAUUUUCCCUGCAAGAAAUCAAGCUGUCUCUGAUUCACUUAUAUAGGAAAUACUUGUUUCGGCAUUCACCUAAUAUGGAGAAUCCCUUAGAACUUGAAUAUGGCAUAGUGCUCAACUUCAAGCACGGUGUCAAGGUUAGAGCCAUAAAAAGAACAGAGAGGAGCUGCUAAAUAAACUGUUUAGAUUUUACUUAUGCUGCUGAGGUCAGAGAAUGUAUUACAAAUUAUAGUAGAAAUAAAUGUGCUGAGAUCCAAGAAUAAACAAUCAUGUCAUAUAACAUCAAGUGCAAGUUUAUGAAAGGGAAAGAUACUACAACGA